Alnus glutinosa is the source of this 839-nucleotide messenger RNA. Its product is annotated as dynein light chain 1, cytoplasmic. Gene Ontology annotation, molecular function: dynein light intermediate chain binding; dynein intermediate chain binding. Gene Ontology annotation, biological process: microtubule-based process. NCBI's taxonomy places the organism in Eukaryota, Viridiplantae, Streptophyta, Magnoliopsida, Fagales, Betulaceae. Bases 270 to 656 code for a protein of 128 amino acids. Gene Ontology annotation, cellular component: dynein complex. The record is from RefSeq and is a predicted model, not a curated record. The transcript has 2 exons.
ACACCAACAACAAGAAACGCAUCGAAAGAAAACAAGUCAAAAGAAAAAGAUAAAAACUAACGCAAACAUUGCAUUCGAGACCUUUGUUCCCUUUCCAGUCAUCCCCACUCUUUUUCGUCUGCACAGUGUCUGAGUGUCGUCUCUUUUCCUCUCUCUUUUUCCCCUUCUCUCAAACAAUGGAACACUGAAACUGUAGCCUCCGAUUAAAGAGAGUAAAAGCCUUGGUCUCCAAGUGAUGAGAGAGUGAACCGGUGAGAAAGAAAAAGGAAAUGGAGGGAGCAGAGGAGGAGUUGGAGAGGAGGAGCAAGUUCCUCAGCAGUUUGAUACAGAAGAAGAAAUCGAUAGAGCAGCAAGAGCAGCAUGACAGCCUCAACGUGCGCGUCAGAGCCUCUGACAUGCCCUUUCCUUUGCAGAACCGUGCCUUUCGCUGCGCACGAGACCAUCUCGACUCCAUGCCCGGCAAGCUUGACAGCAAACGAGUCGCCCUCGCGCUUAAGAAGGAAUUUGAUUCAGCAUAUGGUCCAGCUUGGCACUGCAUUGUGGGAACUAGCUUUGGCUCAUAUGUCACACAUUCCACAGGGGGCUUCUUGUAUUUUUCAAUUGACAAGGUUUACAUCCUUCUCUUCAAGACUGCUGUUGAGCCCUUAGAUCAUUGAUUUGCCUUUACAAUUUGAAUUCUAUCCAACUCGAUCCGGGCUUUAUGAAAUUAAAUACUUCCUCUGUCAAUUUAUCUGUAAAAUGGUAGACUCCCAAAUUCAUAAACAUCUGUAUUGUGUGCUUCUGUAUUGAUGACUCUCCUUAUAUUAAGUGCAUAAAAGAGUGAGAGUUUGUGGUGUGAA